Messenger RNA from Diorhabda sublineata, 1509 nucleotides. RefSeq lists its product as uncharacterized. The coding region runs from base 99 to 1406 and encodes 435 amino acids. Gene Ontology annotation, molecular function: transmembrane transporter activity. Gene Ontology annotation, biological process: transmembrane transport. The record is from RefSeq and is a predicted model, not a curated record. Lineage: Eukaryota; Metazoa; Arthropoda; Insecta; Coleoptera; Chrysomelidae. Gene Ontology annotation, cellular component: membrane. The transcript has 3 exons.
CUAUUAACAAUUACGUCUCAAAGCUUCGAGUCAGUCUGUUCUUACUUAGUGGUUUUAUUUGUUGUAAGUGGUAUCAAUUGAAGAUAUUGUUCGAAAAUAUGGAAGAAAUAGCUGUAAAAGUAAUACCAAACCGUCCGAAGAAGAAACAACAAAAAAUUGAUUUCCGAUUCUUAAGUUCAGCAAUGGGAGGUUUUACUCUCAUAAUGCUGUUGGGAUUUACAGAAAUUCCGCUCGGCAUAGAAGAAAAAUUCCUGAAUUCUUCUCCAGUACUUAUGACUAAAGUGUUUGCAUCGUUUAUUUUUGGUUUCCUUACAGAGAUAAUAGGAAGGAAGUAUACCUUGAUUACAUUACAUUUUAUAUUGGUUUUUUCUUCUGGAAUAAUAGAAUUUUGCAUUUUACCACUUCUGGAUGUGGCAAAAUAUUCCAGAGAGAUUGCUUUGUGUGGAGCUUUGACUAUCUUACCGGUAUAUUUUGGGGAAAUAUCCGACAAAAAGUAUAGAGGAAUGUUAAUUGCAUUGGUAUACUCUUUUUAUGAACUAGGAUUUUAUUCAUUUCAAUGGUUGGCGAUAUUUUGCCCAAUUGUGACUACUAUGUCCAUUGCACGCUACGGAACAAUGAUAUUGAGUAUGGUAAUGAGUGUAAUUUUUGCUACAAAUGGACGUGAAACACUCACUUAUUACUUAUUACGUGAAAAAUUUGAUCUCUUGAAAUUAACUCUUGAAAAUCUGAAAAAUUUAAAUGUGAAUACAGAUCCGGAACUUGGUGAUUUAAUGAGGAAAAUGAAAAAAUCUGGUAAUGGCAACGAUAUAAUAAUGCUUCUUCCAAAAUCUAGAGAAUGGACCAAGGGGAUUUUGAUACUAUUGAGCUUGAUUCUUUUCAAUUUUUGCUCAGGAUCAUAUAUUAUUCUUAAUAUCAGCCAUGACUAUUAUUCACUACCAACGGAUCCAAUUAUUCCAAUUGGAAAGACAAUACUAGCCUUUUUAUGUCCCUUAUUGGUGGAUGGGAUUGGAAGAAUAAAAUGCUUAAUGUAUUCUUUCAGUUUAAUGCUACUGAAUCUUUCACUAAUAUCCAUUAUGACACUUUAUAAGAUUGACUAUUUUGAACCGAAUGCUGCAAUAAUGUUGGAGUGGUCUUUUUUAAUCGCAUGUAACACAGGAAUGGUUCCCUUACAAUUGGUAUUUCAAGGUGAAUUGUUUCCAAUGAAGAUGAAAAUGGUCUUAGCGGCUACUACUACAGCAAUCUUCUUUUUUUUGAAAUGCUUGUCGGUUGAUAUUGAAUAUAACCUAUUCAGUCUAACAAUGAGUGUCAUAAGUUGUGUUGUUGCUCUUAUUACUGUGAAAUUUUAUUAUAUCGAAACUCGGAGAAGAAGUUUGAAUGAAAUACAAUCUAUUCUUAACAAAAUUUGAAGAUGUUGUAAUCAGUUUUCCAUUUGAAAAUGUUUAUAUGGAAUAAAUUCAUAUUUGUUUUGUCGUUAAAAAUUAAUUUCAAAUAUAUUCAGUUGUCAAUAAA